AUGCUCAGCCAUUUGGACUCGGCCUCCCCCUCCCCCCGCGAGCUUGGGUUCGCGGGCGCGCGAGGGGCGCCGCUUUGCCGCCGCGGGUCCUGGCCGGUUCGCGAACGAAAAUGCAACGGUCUGCAGGCCAAUGCAACCUGCCCAAGUCACAAGUUCAAGAGCAGCCACACGAGCCGCCGCGCGCCAGAGCAGUCUCGACCUUUGCACGCAGCGCACGUCCGGUGUGCACGUUUCCGAAGCGCGCCAUUCUCGUAUCCCGAGUUU
Messenger RNA from Iphiclides podalirius (scarce swallowtail), 264 nucleotides. The record is from the annotation of a GenBank genome assembly. NCBI's taxonomy places the organism in Eukaryota, Metazoa, Arthropoda, Insecta, Lepidoptera, Papilionidae.